AUGGCUCUUGCUCUGAAGUCAAGUUGCUUCUUGCAAUUGAAGAAACCUGAGGUCGGUUUCCAUGUUUGUUUUUCCUCCAAGAAAGCUUUAAUCUCUGUCAAGAGAUACACUACAGUGGCUGCUAUGAGGACCAUGAGAGCUCCGGGACUCUCUGAAACAUUCACCAGACUGAAACAAGAAGGAAAAGUGGCUUUUAUACCAUAUAUCACAGCUGGUGAUCCUGACCUUUCAACCACAGCAGAAGCACUAAAAGUUCUUGAUUCAUGCGGAUCUGACAUAAUUGAGCUAGGUGUUCCGUAUUCUGAUCCUUUGGCAGAUGGUCCUGUUAUCCAGGCUGCUGCUACAAGAUCUCUUGCAAAGGGAACCAAUUUAAAUGCAAUCAUAUCGAUGUUGAAGGAGGUUGUUCCACAAUUGUCAUGUCCAAUUGCACUGUUUACUUAUUACAAUCCUAUACUGAAGCGUGGUACUGAGAGAUUUAUGUCCAUCAUAAGAGAAACUGGCGUACAUGGGCUUGUAGUCCCGGAUGUCCCUCUGGAGGAGACAGAGACUUUAAGAGAAGAAGCUAAGAAAAAAGGAAUUGAACUGGUACUCCUCACAACACCUACCACUCCAAGAGAUCGAAUGAAAGCCAUUGUUGAUGCAGCAGAAGGAUUUGUGUAUCUUGUGAGCUCGGUGGGGGUCACAGGAGCCCGAGCAUCAGUUAGUGGUAAUGUUCAGUCUCUUCUGCAGCAAAUUAAAGAGGCAACAACUAAACCUGUGGCUGUUGGUUUUGGAAUAUCAAAGCCCGAGCAUGUUAAACAGGUAGCAGGAUGGGGAGCUGAUGGUGUGAUUGUUGGCAGUGCUAUGGUGAAGGUGCUUGGUGAAGCCAAAUCUCCUCAAGAGGGAUUGAAAGAACUGGAAGUUUUCACCCGCUCCUUAAAGGAGGCACUUCCUUAA
Sphenostylis stenocarpa is the source of this 936-nucleotide messenger RNA. NCBI's taxonomy places the organism in Eukaryota, Viridiplantae, Streptophyta, Magnoliopsida, Fabales, Fabaceae. The record is from the annotation of a GenBank genome assembly.